UCACUCCUCUCCCAAAAUGGUAAAACAAGGCUAGUGCCAGAACAGACAUCAAAGUUCAACUGGGGGCAUGGUCAUGGGAUACAGUUUCAGGCGAAGAGUUUCAAGUGGGUGCAGGACUAGCAGAGCCCUACCCCAUCACCUGGCCACGAGCUUGUUGUCAUCCAUGGCCAUGAAGAGCCUAAGACUGAAGAGGUUAAGAAGGAACUCGCAGCUACUAGUGCAGAUUCUCAGGCCCAGAAAAUUGUUGUGCAGGAAGCUCCAGAAUUGCAGAGUUGCUCUGUUUGGUAUAUGCUUGUUAGGAAAUUGGUUUUGGCAUGGAGUUUGGAUUGUUGUUGAUGUCAUGUAUGCAGCUACUAAUGCUGAUUCUCAGGCCUUCAGCGGGUGUUGAUGUUUGGAUUGAUGUUAGGAUUGUUGUUGUGCUAAUUCUCAGGCCUUCAGCUGCAAUUUUGCCUUGCUGCUGUUUGUUUUGUUCUUUUGUCUUUUGUUCAGUUUUUCAAUUUUGGAGUUCGGGUGUU
This is a messenger RNA of Camellia sinensis, 515 nucleotides long. Lineage: Eukaryota; Viridiplantae; Streptophyta; Magnoliopsida; Ericales; Theaceae. The record is from RefSeq and is a predicted model, not a curated record.